UUUUCAUUCGAAGUUUGCGAAUUCAGAGAAGUGAAUGAACUUGAACUGUUUAGUUAUGCAUCCCCCACAAAAUCCAAACAAGUUGGACGCCGAGGAUAGCCUGGAUCAGGCUAUAGACAACAUCGAAGACUCAAACGAGGCCAAUCUCUAUAAGCUUAUCGAGCUGGAGGAGCAGAAUGUGGCCUGGGAGAAACAUCUUGCGGAACUCCAAAUUAUGAUCAGGCAGGUGAUGGAAAAGCUCGACAGGAGUUUGGUCAAACAGGAGGCGCUGGUGGCGAAAAUGCAGAAGCUGAAGAAUCAGAAAGAUCAGGAGGGUCAAUAAUUAUUGUACCGGAGGCGUGCUUUUGGCGUUAAUUUUGAUUUCAUUUAUAAAUACAUAUGUAAAAUAUAGGUAUCAC
This is a messenger RNA of Drosophila melanogaster (fruit fly), 398 nucleotides long. RefSeq lists its product as uncharacterized. The transcript has 2 exons. Lineage: Eukaryota; Metazoa; Arthropoda; Insecta; Diptera; Drosophilidae. The record is from RefSeq and is marked reviewed. Bases 56 to 322 code for a protein of 88 amino acids.